This is a messenger RNA of Danaus chrysippus (African queen), 297 nucleotides long. Lineage: Eukaryota; Metazoa; Arthropoda; Insecta; Lepidoptera; Nymphalidae. The record is from the annotation of a GenBank genome assembly.
AUGGGUAACAGCUUCAGUAGCGUCAGCAGCAAGAAGUGGAAGAAGGAGAUCCCGAACGCGGAGUCCUCGAGGAUCCUGUUCCUCUUGUACCUCAUCCACAGAACCUGGCAUGUGGUUGUCGAGCAUAUGGAUUCAAAGAGCUUGAAUUCCAAAAGAGGUCGUACUUCAAACACAGCACCAACAACAGAUGAAGGUCCAAGAUUCGAUUCCAUGAGCUUGGAGUCCGGUUCGUGUUACUCGGCCUGCAGCUGCAGUUAUUGCAGACUUCGGAACUGCACCAACGAUUGUAUCAGGUGA